This is a messenger RNA of Didymodactylos carnosus, 1137 nucleotides long. The record is from the annotation of a GenBank genome assembly. Lineage: Eukaryota; Metazoa; Rotifera; Eurotatoria; Philodinida; Philodinidae.
AUGGAUGACUUUGAUGUCUUUUCAAAUCUACCAUCAAACAAUAUUACUGUUUCCCCUGCAAAUGAGAAUACAAACAGCAAUUUUGACUUGUUUGAUUUUCCUGCUGACGAGAAUUUGCCUAAUCCGCAAGCUCACGAAAAGAUCCCAACGAAAACAGCAGUUAGCGAUCAGUCAUGGGAUCUAGCAAACGAUCUUGGUAGCGAACAAGAAACAAAAACAUUAACAACCCCUGAAGAUGGUUCGAGCAAUAUACAAUCACAUGAUAAGAAUAUCUUCAAUAAUAAUGGUCCUGAAGAUAAUACUGAAGUCAGACUAAAUGCAGCUUAUACUUCGGAUGUUAAUGACGAAUCAAAUAUGUUUAGUUUUAAUGAAAAAAGUGAUUUAACUGAAGCUAAAGUAGAAAAAGCGAACAAUGAUAAUCUAUUUGGCUCAGACGAUAAACAACAAUUAAAUAUUUUAGAGUCAACAAAUAUUGCCAGUGAUGAUUUCCCAUCGGAUUCUCAGAAGUCAACUAAUACUGCUGUCAAUAAUGAGUCAAUUCAACAACAACAAUUUGCUCCUGUUGUCAACCAAGAAUUUGCAGUAUCAGCCGAUAAACAAUCCGUUUUCGACCAAUAUGAUAGCGAAAUAAUAACAACACAUGAUCAACAGCAUUUUGUAACAGAAACAUCACCGCCUGCUAUAUCGAGUCUAUCGCAACAAGAAGAAUACCCAAUAACGUUGUCAGAUUCAAAAUAUGAACAGUUUGAUGAUAAUGAAAAUGAAACAUCGUUAUUUGCACCACCCACCAUAUCUUUCGAUCAAAAACGUCAAUUAGAAAUAGCCGAGAAAGAUGCAGAAGAACAGCGAAAAACUAAUGAAUUAAAGCAACAAGCGAAACAGGAUUUAAAUCAAUGGUAUAAUGAAAGACAAAAAAGAUUAGAAGAAAAACGAAAACAAAUGAAAAAUGAUGAAGAAAUUCUUAGAACGAAAGCACAAGAAAAAAGUGUAAAGCAAACAUGCAAUUGGGAUAAAGUAUUACAAUACAUUGAUUUUUCUCCAACAUCCGGAUUAACAAAGUCAAAACGGGAUCUAUCAAGGAUGAAAACAAUAUUGUUGAAUGUAAAACAAACGCCAAAAAUGUCUAAUGGAAUAUAA